Aspergillus tanneri is the source of this 1623-nucleotide messenger RNA. RefSeq lists its product as uncharacterized. Gene Ontology annotation, molecular function: transmembrane transporter activity. Gene Ontology annotation, biological process: transmembrane transport. The transcript has 4 exons. Lineage: Eukaryota; Fungi; Ascomycota; Eurotiomycetes; Eurotiales; Aspergillaceae. Bases 1 to 1623 code for a protein of 540 amino acids. The record is from RefSeq and is a predicted model, not a curated record.
AUGGAGACUUCAAGUGAUUCUUUGCGCUCGUCAUCCUCUGAGCCGCCCUCGGAGACUCCGAUCGAGAAGCCACAGUCCCCAAGAGACGUGCACGGCGUUAAAUGGGCCCUAGUGGUAAGUGCGCUGCUUUCGUCCUUGUUCUUGUAUGCACUCGACAAUACUGUAGUGGCCAAUGUUCAGCCGAAAGUCGUCGAAACCUUUGGCCAUGUCAGUUUGGUUCCUUGGCUGGGUGUCUCCUUUGCUCUGGCGUCGGCUGCUACUACCUUGAUUUGGUCCAAGGCCUAUGGAACCUUCUCCGCGAAGAAGCUUUACAUUGGAAGCACGGUCAUGUUCAUGGGCGCGUCGGCCCUCUGCGGUGGCGCUCCAGACAUCAACAGCUUCAUAGUCGGUCGUGCCAUCGCGGGUGCCGGUGGCUGUGGAAUGUACAUGGGCCUGUUGACAUUGAUGUCGGUGACCACAGACAACAUUGAACGUCCGAAAUAUUUCAGUCUGACUGGAUUCAUUUGGGGUGUCGGCACAGUGCUGGGUCCAGUGGUUGGCGGUGCCCUCGGUGACAGCAAGGCGACCUGGCGUUGGGCAUUCUACCUGAACCUGCUGGUCGGAGCGGUUGUGGCUCCGGUCUACUUCCUCCUCUUGCCCGACUUCAGACCCCAGAAAGAUGUUCCUAUCCUCAAGCGGUUUGGCCAGAUCGACUACAUUGGGGCACUGCUGUCCAUUGGUACCCUUCUGUGCGCGAUUAUGGCCAUGAACUUCGGCGGCGUUCUGUGGAGCUGGAGCAGCUCGAACAGCAUUGGUCUCUUCGUGGGCGCCGGUGUCCUGUUGAUCCUGUUUGUAGUGCAACAAACCUUCAACCUGGGAACCAGCUUCGAGAACCGCAUGUUCCCCAUGCAUUUCUGGAAGAGCCGUACCUUGAUCGUUCUCUUCUUCACUAUGAUGUUGGCGACAUUCGGCAGCUUCAUCGGCAUCUACUACCUGCCCAUCUACUACCAAUUCACCCGCGGAAGCACAGCCGUUCAGACCUCCGUCCAUCUCCUGCCCUUCAUUCUGCUCCUGGUCGCCUUCAACCUGAUCAACGGUCAGUUGAUGGGCAAGACCGGCUACUACUACCCCUGGUACAUUUUCGGAGCUGCUCUCGAGUUAAUCGGCGGUGUCCUCCUUUACACGGUAGACGAACACACCUCCGACGCCAAAAUCUACGGCUACACCAUCAUCCUGGGCACCGGCGUGGGCUGCUUCUGCCAGGCCGGCUUCGCGAUCGCACAGAUGAAGGUCAAGCCUGGGGAGAUCCCCUUCUGCGUGGGCUUCAUGACGGUUGGACAGAUGAUGGGGAUCGUCUUCGGCACGGGUAUCUCCGGCGCCCUGUUCGUGAACUUCGCGCAACAGGCCCUGCAGCAGGUGUUCCCCCUGGCUAGUGAGGACGAGAUCUCGAACGCAAUAUCGGGCGUGGGGAGCCAGCUCCUCCGCUCUGCGAGUCCCGAGGAUUAUGCCGCGGCAAUUCAUGGUAUCACUAGAGCGAUCCAGCUGGCCUACGUGCCCAUCAUCGCUGCGGGAGCCAUUUGCUUGGUCUGUAGCUUGCUAAUGAAGCACGAAAAGGUCUUUGUUACUGGCAGCUUCGCUGGUUAA